Molecule: messenger RNA, 1322 nt
Organism: Bradysia coprophila
Lineage: Eukaryota; Metazoa; Arthropoda; Insecta; Diptera; Sciaridae
Product: xanthine dehydrogenase/oxidase-like
Source: RefSeq, a predicted model, not a curated record
AAGCUAUAGCAAUGGCCGAAACUAUGAUGGAACACAUUGCAAGGAUCACAUUGCAAGGAUCCGCUAGCCGUUAGGGUUGCAAACUUGACCUCUAACAGUAAGAUGAAAGAUUUAAUUCCGAAAUUCGUGAAAGACAUCGAAUACAACGAUCGCAAAGACAAGAUCUGCGAGUUCAACAAAAAGAAUCGCUGGAAUAAAAGAGGCAUAGCCAUCUCAAUCAUGAAAUAUCCACUUUUAUACUUCGAUACGACCACCGCAUACGUUUUCGUUUACCACGAUGAUGGUACGGUUGGGGUUAUACAUAGUGGAGUAGAAAUCGGGCAAGGACUUAACACCAAAGUAACCCAAGUUGCUGCACACACGCUGGGCAUACCACAUACAUUUGUCAAAGUUGGGUCAACCGACACUAUUAUUGGCGCUAAUUGCGCUGUAACUGGGGGGAGCGUAGCCAGUGAAAUUAUUUGCUUUACGGUGAUGAAAGCCUGCGAAGAAAUAAUGCGCAGACUUCAGCCGCUUCGUGACGCGAAUAAGGACGCUCAAUGGACUGAUUUAACCAAAGAGGCAUACAAAAAUCAAAUUGGUCUGAGCGUUGCUCACACAGCUAAAGCAACAGAUCUGAAACCAUAUGACGUUUUGGGUUUAUCCUGUGCUGAAAUCGAGGUGGACCUUUUGACGGGGAACCUUUUAGUGCACCGAGUUGAUAUUUUGGAAGAUGCGGGACUCAGCUUGAAUCCGUUGAUCGAUGUUGGCCAGGUGGAAGGUGCUUUCGUUAUGGGCAUGAGUUAUUGGCUGACUGAAGCUCUCAUAUAUGAUCGCAUGAAUGGUGAAUUGAUGACAAAUCGAACGUGGACGAAUAAACCUCUUGGUGCAAAAGAUAUUCCAAUAGAUUUUCGCGUGACUCUGUUGCAGAAUAGCAUUAAUUCUGUUUUUGUUCUCGGGUCGAAGGGUUCGUCUGUCUCAUACACUAAUCAAAUGAAAUCUUAUACAAACAAAUUUAAAACUUUAGCUGUUGGUGAACCAGCGUUGACAAUGUCAGUUGUUGUAAAUUUCGCUCUUCGAAAUGCCUUGGAAUCGGCUAGACGCGAUGCUGGAAUUACCAAUGAUCCGUGGUUCAGGAUGCCUUCGCCGUCAACACCGGAAGUGAUUGCUUUGUGUGCUGGCCAUUCAACCGAUGCUUUUACUCUUUAGUCGAGAUUAUUAUGAAUUAAAGUUCAACGGCCGGAUCGAUUAUACGUUUGUAAGUUCACGAGAAGCUUGCAAGUGAAAUUAUUUAUUUUUAGAAAGGUUGCUGCUUCCGUUGAGCUUUUUCAUCUGAUCUACUU